AGUUUCUAAAAUUAUCUCGACGAUAAACCUGUGAUUAAUCUCAUAGACAAAAUUUACCCAAAAAUCCAGAAGAUUGAGAACGUUCUUUCUCACACAAUUUAGAAGCCUCAAAGACCUCAAAUUUGGCUAUUACACUUUCAUCUCAUCCCUUAUUUCAGCUUUUUAUAUCACAGUUAUAAAGAAUUGGAGGCCAUUUUUGAGCUAGGAUUGUGUAGUAGUUUAGCGGGUGGGUUUUAUUGUUGAAAAGAGAAGAGCCAAACUUGCAGAAAAUACAGCAAAAAAAGCAAAACAGAGAGACGCAGAAGAGAUGAACGGAGGACAAGAGAAGCCGAAAGAAGAUAGAGAAGGCUCUCCAACUGAGUCUCAGCAAACAGUUUCUGAUGAUGAUGAGAUAGAUUACUCAAUAAAGCCAGAAUUUUAUGACCCCAAUCUUGAUGACAAAGAUGAGUUAUGGGUUCAAAAGAAAAGAAAAGGCCACAAUUCUGAUGCUGUCCUCAGCUGCCCUGCUUGCUUCACCACCCUUUGUUUAGAUUGUCAAAGGCAUGAAAAAUAUUUAACACAGUACCGAGCAGUUUUUGUGAUCAAUUGUAAGAUUAAGAGCUAUCAAGUUUCACAACAUGGAAGUAAACGGAAAAGGGGCCGAAGACACGGGACUUCUUCCGAGACUGAAGCUGAUUCUGUUGCUGGUGAAGCAGUUAAGCCUGUCUGCUGCUCGGUUUGUUCAACAGAUGUAGGAGUCAUCGAUGAGGAAGAGGUGUAUCACUUUUUUAAUGUUCUUCCAAGUGAGUCUUGAUGUGUCUUACUGCUUGAAUGACGGUACAAGCUUCCAACUUUGGCAAAAGAAGAUUAUAGCUGGUUAUCAUUGACUUUAUAGCUUGCUCUAAUUAUAGCUGUCUUCUCCAAGCUAGAAGAUUUGCCAUGGCUGAGAGUAUGAUGUAUAUUUCUGUCUGAAAAUAUGGCCGGAUUAUAUGGUGCACAUCUUUGAUUCUACUGGAGCAGAGACAAAAGAAGACGAUUAAAGAACUCUUGGAAAACGAAUAAGAAUCAAGUAUAAGAUGACAUUUUAGGAUUAUAUAUCGAA
This is a messenger RNA of Coffea eugenioides, 1081 nucleotides long. RefSeq names its product E2F-associated phosphoprotein. Gene Ontology annotation, biological process: positive regulation of cell population proliferation. NCBI's taxonomy places the organism in Eukaryota, Viridiplantae, Streptophyta, Magnoliopsida, Gentianales, Rubiaceae. The record is from RefSeq and is a predicted model, not a curated record. Bases 308 to 793 code for a protein of 161 amino acids. The transcript is spliced from 5 exons. Gene Ontology annotation, cellular component: nucleus.